Messenger RNA from Coregonus sp. 'balchen', 3178 nucleotides. The record is from the annotation of a GenBank genome assembly. NCBI's taxonomy places the organism in Eukaryota, Metazoa, Chordata, Actinopteri, Salmoniformes, Salmonidae.
AUGCCUCUUAUGGGCAACCCUCAGAAGGCCUCUCCUCUGUUUGCCGCUGAGCCCCCCAAGCAGUCCCAGGCCCCCUUUAAACCCAAUGACCACUACCCCUCUGCCCCGGGCCACAGGUAAGAGGUUGUCUCACACAGAGCAGGUCAACUGGGGGCCUGGGUGGGAUUUCCAGAGGUCCAGUCACCAGUUACAGUAAAACACAGUAUCAAAUGUCAGGAAAUCCAAUAGGUUUUGAUGAUGAUAGAGCUAAAAUGUGACCAUGAACAGGGUAAACUUUAACCGUCACUUUUUCUAGAGGGUUCCUCAAAGUGCCAGAACCUUAGUCAUCCAAAGGGAACGUUUGAGAUAUAUUGCCACUGGUUUGUUUACAAACUAAAUGCAGAACUUGUAGUUAAAAGCCGGCUAGUGGUAUUAGUUGUUACUUACAUAACGGUUAUUUUAUUGUAGCGGCCAUCAGAGCAGAAAUCCAGUGCUGCUCUUUCGUUUAUACUUCAGAUCUUACUGUAACUUUAUAACAUUUGUUUGAGAAGCAAUAAUAAUUAUGUGAUGAGAUUCCUAACCUUAUUUAUUAGAAAUAAAGAUAAGAAAAAUAAAUAAAAUCCUUAGAUAACCCCCCCCCCCCCCCCCCCCCCCCCCCCCCCCCCCCCGCGUCUGAGGCCUAAUUGAAGUGCUCCGUUAUAUUUGGAAUAAAAUAUGUAUCUUUAAAUAUUUAUCUUCAGCUCCUUACCCACCUUGACAUUGCUUUCUGAGUGAGGCAACCGCAUAGACUACAAGUAAUGGGCCUUCUGUCAGGAGGCCAAACUGAGGCUUUGGAUUAAGACGCACUCUUCACUUUUUAAAUACCAAUAUUGCAUGAAACAUAGAUGAUAACGCUACCGGAUCUCCUGCACAUGGUGUUUAACAUAGACACAUAAUCAGUGAAGGAAGUACAUUAAGGAAAAUAGCACAUCAGUCAAUUAGAGAAGAGGGCAGGGAUACACAAUUUAGAAGAAAUAUCCAUUAUCAUUAACGAUUGGGGUGAGAGAGGGGAGGUUUUCAUUAUUUUUCAUUUGUCUCUGCCCUGCCAUGAUAAGUAUUGGGAUGGUACUACCCAUCAGUAUUAACUAAGAAACAUGGACGCAGAGAGGUUUUUGGCCACUGUAAUGUCUUUAUCACAACAUAAAAAAAGAGCAUGUGCUGUAUGUUGUUUUUGUGUGUACCGUAUCUUUCAGUUAUUCAUAUAUUUAUGAUUUUUUUGUAAAUAUUGUCUACUUCUAACACUGUCCUCUUCAGUAUUUGUUUGUACUGGGUACCCCAUGUCACAUUACCCCUUCCUCUGGAUUCAUUGUUUGUCUGUGUUUAUCUAUGUGACCUGCCUCUGUUGUUGUUAUGCAGUCUGCCUGUUCCUUGUACAUUAAUUCAUUUGCUCAUCCGCUCAUGCGAUGUGCUGUCUAGUGUACAUUAAACAUCACACUGGUCAGUCUCAGCACAAUCUCCAUUCUCCCCCUGCCCCGGCAGAGAGAAUCACACCCAAUCAGCUGCAAGCUCAGAGCAGUGCACACAAAAAAAACUGUCCCUCUUAAGGCUAACAUGUAAUCCAUAAGCCUAAAAUUCACAUUCUAUAAGCCUACUUGCCAGGCCGUAAAUAAAUUAUAGUGGAGGUCGUGUCAGUAUGACUUAACUUACAUAAAUUCAAAACUCAAGGCACAAUUUUAUUUAACACAAUUGAUUGAAUCAUUUUUAUUUGUAGUUUAAUACGAUUAUUUUCUACUCAGUGGUUGAGUUUCAUAAAUUUAGGUCGGAAUUUCUUAGAGCAGAUAAGAUAUACCCUGAUUUUACUGGAGAGGAUUGGCAAUUGGUUAUUGGUCUUUACUAUGGGUAGUGACAUUCCUUCCUCCUCUCUGCUCAUCAAGAAGUUUGGACAAACCCAAACCCCUGGGCAGGGGGUCAAUCCAGGCUGCAGGCCUCAGAGGGUCUCCCCCUCUCCUCCAGCAACUCAGUGGAGGAGAGCCCCAACUCCGACCCCCUCAGCCCCUAUGGCUUCCACAGCCAGGAGACCGGCUCUGGGGACGAGAGGGGGAGUGAAGGGGUCAACAGCAGCAGCAAGCAGCAGAAGAGGAAGAAGAAGAAAAGGAGGUCCAGGGAGGAGGUGUAUGACUUCAUGGACAGGCAGGAGGCUCCGGAUGCAAAUGAGGAGGAGGGCGAGACAGAGAGCGGAGCCUCGGACGUCCCUUUGAGCCCGUCCUCCCCGAGCAAGGAGGAGAGCUGGGAGUGUGAGAUCCGAGGGAGGGGUGGGGGUAGGAUCAGGGGCAGGAAGAAUAAGAGCAGGAUGAAGCUCCCAGAGGAGUGGGGGCCAACACCCCAGGAGCCAACGACACCCCAUGCCACCCCAGCCUCGGUGGCCCUGGAGUCUGCAAGGAUCACUGCCUCCGGUCCCUUAAGUUCAACCCUGGAGAACAUCUCCUCCCUCAUAGCCGGCCCCCAGACUAACCCUUUUAGCAGUUUUAUAGAGGACACCAAACUCUCUCACACCCCCACUGCCCCAUCCCUCACUGAGAACCCCAAACCCAGUCACAUUCUCACCACAGACCCUGCCCUUACAGACACUUUUACUAGUAACCUAAACAUGUUUGAGCAACCUUCCCCUGCCAAGGUCAGCAUGGACUGGGAGGCUGAGGCUCCCAUUAAAAACACUGCCUCGGCUGCCCUCCAUUAUGAACCCAUGUGUGUUGAUGACUUUAAAAUAGCCAAUAAAGAUGUCCUACCCCCCAAGAAGGAUGAGGCAGCUCUGUCUUUCACUGACAAAGCCUCCUCUGAUCGUGGCCGUCCUGAGGCCAUGUCGUCUACUUGUGACCAGAAGCAGCUGGGCCCUCAGAGCUCCCCAGGUCUCAGCCCCCAGGUCUCACAGACCUUCUCCUUCCUAGACUCUGUCCUGCAGACCCCCCAAGCCAUCACUCCUGCUUCACAGCCCCAAUGCCAGACCACCACACCCCAGGGACCUCCUCCAAACACCACCACCUCCUCCUCUUUCCAGAGCACUCCUCCUCCCCUGUUUAGCCACUCCUCCCAGCCUGAUCACGACUCUCCCAGUCCCCGCCCUGCAGUGGGCUCAGGCCUGCCCUUUAUCCCCACCGCACUGCCACUCACAGAGCACCAGGAGCCACUGCUGCCAGAGCCCCCCCUGCUGGAAGGUUGGUGA